AAACUCUCAUUCUAAACAUGCUGGCGUGGAUUGUGUCGGGUCUCGACACAUCAGACCUUGUGGUGCUCACUCUGCUCGCUGGUGGAGCAAUUAUAUUCCUUUUCAUGAAGGUUUUCAAUCAGCAACCAUCGUCUAGCAGAUACUCGCCAACCGUAGCAUCGGUCACCACGUCAGCUGCGGCUUCGAAAUCGAAUCAAUCAUUCAUUGAUCGAAUGAAAAAUGAGAACCGACAGGUGCUUAUCAUGUACGGAUCUCAAACUGGAACAGCUGAAGAAAUGUCUGGACGUCUUGCUAAAGAUCUUACUCGUUACACCAAGAAGGCUGUUGUCGUUGAUCCAGAAGAUAUUGAAUGUGAAGAUUUGAAUCGUUUGAGUGAAGUUGAGGAUGCUCUUUUGGUACUAUGCAUUGCCACAUAUGGAGAAGGAGAUCCAACUGAUAAUGCAGUGACACUUGUUGAAUAUUUGAAUGCUGGAGACUGUGAUCUGUCGGGUGUUCGAUUUGCAGUUUUUGGACUUGGAAAUAAGACUUAUGAACAUUUUAAUGAGAUUGGAAUUCAAAUGGACAAACAACUUGAAAAACUUGGAGCCAAGAGAAUCUUUCAUUUGGGAUUAGGAGAUGAUGAUGCUAAUCUUGAAGAAGAUUUUAUGAUUUGGAGAGAAGCUUUCUUGCCAAAAGUUGCUGAAGAAUUUGGAUGGGAGUUGAACACAGAGGCCGAGACAAUGAGACAAUAUCAAUUGGAACCAGUUGAAGAAGGAAAAGCUCUUUUCAAGGGAGAAUUUGGACGACUUGGAGCUUAUGAACGUCCACGUCCACCAUUUGAUGUCAAAAAUCCAUAUUUGGCUACUGUUGCGAUCAAUGAUGAACUUCAUACCGAACAUUCUGAUCGUAGUUGUAGACAUAUUGAGUUCUCUGUUGAAGGAUCCCGUAUUCGUUAUGAAGCAGGAGAUCAUCUGGCUGUCUUCCCAACAAAUGAUCCAGUUCUUGUUGAUCGUCUCAUUAAUAUGCUUCAAUUCGAUCCUGAUCACGCAUUCCGUCUUGUGAACGUUGAUGAAGAUGCAUCAAAACGUCAUCCAUUCCCAUGCCCAACCACAUUCCGAACUGCUCUUUCUCAUUAUGUUGAUAUUUGUGCUCCAGUCAAAUCUCAUGUGCUCAAAGCAAUCAGUGAAUAUUGUACGGAUGAUACUGAAAAGGAAUUCCUUAAUAAGUUAUCAACUGCCAAUGAGGAGGGCUUGAAAGAGUACGCCAGAUACAUUGUCAAAGAGCGUCGUUCAAUUGUCGAUGUAUUGACUGAUCAAAAGACAUGUAAACCACCAAUUGAGUAUCUUCUUGAACUUCUUCCACGUCUUCAAGCCCGUUACUACAGUAUUGCUUCAUCUCCGAGAUUAAAUGAGGAAAAGAUUGCAAUUUGUGCAGUUGUCACUAAAUAUUCUAUUGGUGAUCGUGAUAUCAAUGGAGUUUGUACAAGAUAUUUGACCACCAAGGACGCCGGAUCGAAAUCUCCAGUUUUCGUUCGUAAAUCAACAAUGCGUCUUCCCCACCGUACCACAACUCAAGUCAUUAUGAUUGGUCCCGGAACAGGAUUCGCUCCAUUCCGUGGAUUCCUCCAAGAUCGUCAAUUCCACAAAAAUGCCGGAAAGGAAAUCGGAGCAAUGCAUUUGUAUUAUGGAUGCCGUCAUCCAGAUCAUGAUUACAUCUACAAAGAUGAGUUGGCAAAGUUCCAAGAAGACGAAGUGCUCACACACUUGGUUUGCGCUUUCUCCAGAGCUCAGGAACAUAAGAUCUACGUGCAAGAUCGCUUGUGGGAGACUCGUGAUCGUAUCUGGGAUGCUAUUAACGUUGGAGCUCACGUCUACAUUUGUGGAGACGCCCGCAACAUGGCUCGUGACGUUCAGGCAACACUUCAGAAGAUUUUCAGAGAAAUCGGAGGAAAAUCUGAAACGGAAGCUGUCGCCUACUUCAAAGAUAUGGAGAAGACAAAAAGAUACCAAGCUGAUGUGUGGUCAUAAUUUUCAAAUUUCAUUUUUGUUCAGUUUUUUUAAAAUUUUUCAGUAAUUUUUCUGUGAUUUAGACAAAAUAUUGCAUUUCCCCCUUUUCCCAUUUUUCUGUGAUAACCUCCCACCCAAUCGCCCAGCUCUUUUCAACCCAAAACAGAGAAAAAAAAUCAUUCGAAAUUCGGGUAUAAACUUCGCCUCUCUUCCCUAUUUUGCACCCUUUGUCGCCCACUAACCCACUUUUCUAGUUUUUUUUUGUCAAAUAUAUCACAAAUUUUCAUUGAAAUAAACAGAGUCUACAAG
Molecule: messenger RNA, 2294 nt
Organism: Caenorhabditis elegans
Lineage: Eukaryota; Metazoa; Nematoda; Chromadorea; Rhabditida; Rhabditidae
Gene: emb-8
Product: NADPH--cytochrome P450 reductase
Exons: 6
Coding region: 18-2006 (662 amino acids)
Cellular component (GO): endoplasmic reticulum membrane; cytoplasm
Molecular function (GO): oxidoreductase activity; NADP binding; FMN binding
Source: RefSeq, marked reviewed